Messenger RNA from Drosophila biarmipes, 642 nucleotides. Its product is annotated as collagen alpha-1(XVII) chain. Bases 1 to 642 code for a protein of 213 amino acids. The record is from RefSeq and is a predicted model, not a curated record. Lineage: Eukaryota; Metazoa; Arthropoda; Insecta; Diptera; Drosophilidae. The transcript has a single exon.
AUGUCGUCGCAUCUGGAAGUUCGCUUUGCGAAUUGGAUUAUUUUGGUGGUAGCAGCACUGACAGUUCUUGGAGGUGCUACGGCCAAGGAUGACGUCCCUUUGCCUCGGCUUAUCACCCUUCAAGCCGCCAGUCCUGCUCCAGCUCCUCCCCAGGAAGUGAUUAUAGAGGAGGGCUACAACCACCAUCAUCAUCCUUAUCCGCACAGCUACCCCUAUCCACAUCCGCCGCAGCAUCACUGUCAGUGCCCACCAGGUCCUCCAGGACCUCCUGGGCCACCGGGACACCCGGGCGAGAAGGGGCAUCCCGGACCGAAAGGACCUAAGGGUGAUACCGGAGAGAAGGGAUCUCGGGGAGACAAGGGCUACCACGGAAGGCCUGGAUUUCCUGGACCUCAGGGUCCACCUGGAUUUCCCGGAGGCUCGCCUUUCCCCUUUCCUCCUCCCCCGCCACCCGGACUUAGAGGCAAUGGAGGACAGGGAGGACAAAAUAGGUUAUACGAUGAUGAGGAGGACAAUUAUUACGGCAAUGAGCGGGCCUUCACUUAUAUUGAAGACGAUCAGAUCGGCAGUCAACCCGUCAUCUUAGCCUUCAGUCAGCACAGGAAUCCAUUUACCGCAAAACUUAAUAAAAGAGCGAAUUAA